Molecule: messenger RNA, 9931 nt
Organism: Grus americana (Whooping crane)
Lineage: Eukaryota; Metazoa; Chordata; Aves; Gruiformes; Gruidae
Gene: RNF111
Product: ring finger protein 111
Exons: 16
Coding region: 4040-7021 (993 amino acids)
Biological process (GO): positive regulation of transforming growth factor beta receptor signaling pathway; ubiquitin-dependent protein catabolic process; positive regulation of DNA-templated transcription
Cellular component (GO): nucleus; cytoplasm
Molecular function (GO): ubiquitin protein ligase activity; SUMO polymer binding; SMAD binding
Source: RefSeq, a predicted model, not a curated record
UUGCGGACUGCUGUAAAGCAGCAUCGAGUGUCGCGCUGCGUCUGGGGAGGGAGCGGCGGCGGGGGCUGCGCAACAACAAAACGUCGCCCGCCUCGCGGUGUGUCACCGGGGCCCGGGCGGCUGCGACCAGGCCGGGGGGCAGCGGCGCCGCCGCGAGGGACGGACGGCGGGGCGGGGCGCCGCCGAGGAGGAGUCGGUGGCCUCCCGGGCCGCGCCAGGCAGCGACGCGGGGUCCCUGCGGUGCCCGCCGGGGCCGCUUCCUCCCCUCCGGCCCUGAGCAGGGCGCCGGCGGCACCCGCCUCUUCCCUCUCGGCCUUACCGUCUCAGUGCCUCAUUGACGCACAAAGCAGUAUCUUCACUGCGGGAAGCCGCAGCACUCUUUCGGGUUUUGUCUCCUUGAAAAUUUGUCACAAAUUUUCCUUUACGGAAAUGGGUUUUAUUUGUGUGCAUAAUAGGGUUUGUUAUAACGUCAUUUGUUUUGUUUGCAAAGUUGGUAUUCUGUUUCUUAACCCAUAUUAAAAAAAAAAUGUCAGUUGUUUUUUGCCUGAUAAACAAGGAAGCAACGUUCAUUCAGAAAUGUAGGCCAGGAUCUUCAGAGGUAUGUACGUUUGUAACUCUUAUUGAAAUGGACAGGUGUUAAGGAUCUAUGUGCUUUUUAAAGUGUCUGUGUUUCAGUGACUAGGGCUGAGCAUAUGUUCGUGGAAUUUUUGUUUUGUUUGAGUAAGCUCUUCUAUGGCUUGAAAUGAUUUUGUGAAAUCAUAAGCAAGGGCUGAUUAAAUGAUACCUUUAAUUCCUGAUAUUCAAGUACUCUUUCAAAAGAAGAUACAAUGCAGGAGGUAAGAUCUUUCUCUAAUAGCCCGACUUUGAUUUUAAUAUGAUUACUUAAGAAACAAAUAUUUGACAAAAAAUAUAAGAAUUGAGUGCUCAGCAUGGAGACCUAGGUAGUAUUUAUCAUGGUGGAAUAUCUGUAUUAUAAACUAAUAAAGGAAAACUAGGUUUUCAGGUGGUGAAAUAAGGCCAUACGUUGUCUUUAUUGUAACCAGUAGAAAAUUCCAAAGAUAGAUUAAUUCUGGAUACUUAGGAGAAACAUUUUUGAGGAAAAUUAAUAUUUAAAGAAUUGAAAUAUUUUGUCGCUGUUAAAAACAGAAAUUAAAAUUUAUAGUUUCCAUGUCUAUAGUCCUUGCUAGCAAAGUAGUUUUCCACCGAUUUAAAUGUUUUUACUCAUCUUUUUAUUGGAUAGAGGGACUACCUGAGGCAAAAAACCCCCGAAACAAAAAACAACCAAAAAAAAAUACCCCUGCUAGCUAAGAUUAUCACAAAUUCAGAUUUCUACUCUUGCUGAUGUGCAAGGGUUGAAGGGGGAAGAUAUGAUCUUGGUUCAUUUAAUAAAGUGAACAUCUGGUCACCUGUCUCAUGCUGUCAUCCGCAGUACGAAAUGACCUAUUAAAUUCAUGAGACAGGAAAGGCUGUGUGCACAUUUUCCAUUUCACUUUAGUUAAAAGUGUAUAAGACACCAAGCUUCCUGUUUUAAAACUCGUGAAGUCUGGCAUAUUUAAACAUGUUUAUUUUUAUUGAUGGUUGAAGCCCUGGCAGCUACAGCUGUGGUUAUGUCUAGUAUUGGGAGCCUGGGGGUGAACAACAGCUCUUAGUAUUCAUGCAUAUUUCACGUGUCCUUUCAAAAUCUGGAUGGGAACAUUCUGCCCUUUCAGAAAUGUGUCUUUUAUGAAGCCAUGGCUUUUGUAAAAGUUUAUUAAGAGCGUAUCUUAAUAUAUCUGUGACUUGCACUUUAUCUUCAAAUUAAUAACUUUGUAGACCUGCGUAACCAGAUCAGUUAUAACAGUCUUGUCUUUCAGCAGAGGUGGCCAUGUUGCAAUAACAUUUAGCUGACAGCAGUUACUGCCUUUUUUUCCAAGAUGAUGAAUCUUUCAUUUCAGUUGUUUAUAUUUCCUCUAAUGGUGAGGACGUUCUUUUAAGAAGAUCUAGGUAAUAGUGCCCCCCUCCCUAGCUGAUGAACUAUGGAGGUUUAGAUGUCAGACAGCUGAAUAAAUGGGGACAAAAUUGCUGGGGGGGUGUGGGAUGAGGAACAGGGUGAUUUAAUUCACAUGUAAACAAUGGGGAUAGUACAGAGAGACGGAUUUGCCAUAGGCAGAUGCUGUAUGAAGAUUUCCCCACAGCUUUACUAAUGUGCAACCUCCUCUAGGUCAGUUUUAUCACCAGAUCUGUAAUGCUUUAGCUGUUUGCAUGUCAGUAAGGUUGAGAAGAGAUUUAGAAACAUGUAUAUUGAGUAAUGUCAUAUGGGACACAUCUACAACAUAGGAAUAGGAUAAUUAUUCCCAGUCAUAGUCUCUUUAAGUUUUGUCAGUGUAAGUGACAGUGAUCAGCUGCUUCCAAAGUCUACAGUGCUCUUAAAAGAAACAGAAAAUGUAUUUGCAGCCAAAGUGUUAACACUAGUGAACUUCCUUCAGGCUUUAGGUUAGUCUUUUUCUUGAUGGGCUGAUGUUAGACCUAACAGAGACCCAUUAUGGAGCAGAGAGGAAGGAAGGAAGGAAAACGUUUCUUUCGCUAACCCAAAAUUUUAUUGACAAGAUUAUUUUUCUCAUUUAUGUGUUUCAUAUAGUUUAUGCCUUUGGAAAAGUAACUACUGUAAAUUUAAGUGAUGUCUUCCUUAUUAAGUGUUUACCAAGUGAAAUCUGAGAAGGCCGGUUCACAACUUUACUAGCAAGGGACUUCCUUCUGGUUUUUUUUUUGCCAAUAAUGUGCAGUCCUAAUACUUGGCUUCUGUCAAGUAAAAUUUCUGCUUUUACCCACUGCCACUUGGCUUUACUGGGUCAAGAGUGGAGAAGUCUGCUUACAUGGUUCUUCCCUCUUAAACUGGUAGAUCUGCUUGGUUUAGUAUCUGAAAAAUCCCCUACUUCUCACAGGUUUCCUGAAGAACAGCACAAAACUGUCCUAAUGGUUAAUUUCAUGAUUCUCAUUUGCAAGGUUCUUGUUAGCAGUUGUGGCAAAGAUCAUGUCUUUUUUUGCUCGUCAAAGCUUUAUCAAGAACUUUGCAAAAUGACACUGCAUUAAGAACAGUUACACAUACCUCAAAGGUCAAAACUGCCAGGGGGACUAAGAAACACAUUUUUGAAUUAUUUUUGAUGGCUGCGUAACUCAGAAAUUCCCUAGCUGUCUCUGGAAGCAGAAUUCCUAAUUUAAGAUCUUAAGCUCCAAUAAAAGAAAGUGUAUUUUGUCAUUCUUUUAUAAAGCUACAACUCCUGAUUCCCAAGUUCAUUGCUGUUAUGUUUGUCUUGGAGUUCACUGAAGCCAAAACAUUGCUGAUUGCCAAAUCAUAGUGCUUAUGUCUUAAAACAGUGAUUUACAUAGUGUUAAUGUAGUUAACUGGGUUUAAGCCUAGGACAGAGCAAAGAAAUGUCUAGACUGAAGAAUGUGCUUGUGAACACCGUGUUUGUCAAAUCCACCUGCUUGCAUCCAUUGUGCAAAGCCAAGCAGAUUCCUUGCCCAGGUGAGUAUGUGCAUAUUAAUGCUUCACUGAUGCUUGAUUUUAGCUAGGAUUUCUAUGGGUGCCUUAUGGUCUUGGACUGAUUCAUAGUAUAUUGCAGGAGAACUAACUUGUUGUUUGUAGGACUCUAUGCAGAAUUGCUUCUAGCCUGCCAACUCAUCUAGCUGAGGCACUUCCAGCUGCGCAUGCUCCAUGUGUUCUGUCUAUUCCAGCUGGAGCCAGGCCAUGUAUCCAGUCCUAGGGAAGAGCUCUUCUGUUUGUAGCUGUCCUGUGCUGGAUUCUGUUAGAAGAUGUGAGAGACAGACACUUUGAACAGUCUCUCCCUAAGAAUACAGUGGUGCAAAGAUUAGAAGGCCAAUAUAUAGUAUGCUAAAAUUUAGUAGUUAAAACAAGCUUUAAAAGAGCACUGUUUGUCUCAUGGAGUGGUGAAAAUGAAGAACAACCAAAAAUGAAGAACAAUGCAAUGAAGUUUCAAAAUCUGAUGGCAGUUGUGCUGGUAAUGGAACUGAAUAUUGGAGGCCUUUCUUAAAACUUUCCAUGUCUAAAUGGACUCCUGAAUGUAAUAUAGUUUAUACUCUAAAAGCGGAUAUGAAGAGUGAAGUUCCUUCUGAUGCACCAAAGAGACAGGAGAGUCUGAAGGGGAUCCUCUUGAACCCUGAGCCUAUUGGAGCAGCCAAAAGCUUCACUGCAGAAGUUGAGAUGAUUGCCAGUAAAGUAGGGAAUGAGUUCUCUCAUUUAUGUGGUGAUUCUCAAAAGCAAAAGGACAUGAAUGGCAGCCGUACAGACCAAGACAAAAGCAUUGUGGUGCGAAAAAAACGCAAGAGCCAGCAGGCUGGUCCUUCAUAUACUCAAAAUUGUCCUGAUAAAGAAAACCAAGGAAUCUUAGGAUUAAGACAGCAUCUAGAAACGCAGAGUGAAGACAAUGAUUCUUCUUUUAGUGACUGUAUCUCUUCGCCUUCAUCUAGCCUACAUUUUGGAGACUCUGACACAGUAACAUCUGAUGAAGAAAAAGAUGCUCCUGUAAGACACCCUCAGGCAGUCUUGAAUACUACAGGUAGAACUCAUAGUGCAAGGUCACAAAAGUGGCCUCGGACUGAGGCAGACUCUGUACCUGGAUUAUUAAUGAAAAGGCCCUGUUUUCACAGCAGCUCUUUAAGGAGACUUCCGUAUAGGAAGAGAUUUGUGAAAACAAGUUCAUCACAGCGGACGCAGAACCAAAAAGAACGAAUUUUAAUGCAGAGGAAAAAGCGGGAAGUGUUAGCUCGAAGAAAGUAUGCUUUACUGCCCAGCUCUAGCAGUUCCAGUGAGAAUGAUCUCAGUAGUGAAUCUUCUUCCAGUUCAUCUACUGAAGGGGAGGAAGACUUAUUUGUGUCACCUGGUGAAAACCACCAGAACAGUACAGCUGUUCCUUCAGGAAGUAUUGAUGAAGAUGUUGUGGUGAUUGAAGCAUCCUCCACUCCACAGGUUACUGCUAAUGAAGAAAUAAAUGUUACCUCAACAGAUAGUGAAGUGGAGAUUGUCACAGUAGGUGAAAGCUACAGGUCUCGUUCAACACUUGGACACACGAGAUCACACUGGGGACAAAGCUCUAGUUCUCAUGCUGCACGACCUCAAGAACAGCGGAACCGCAGCAGGAUUUCCACAGUCAUACAGCCACUGAGACAGAAUGCAGCGGAAGUAGUGGACCUUACAGUGGAUGAAGAUGAGCCGACCGUUGUGCCAACUACAUCGGCUAGAGUGGAGCCACAGGUCGUGAGUUCUGCUUCCAGUAACAGUUCUAGUAUGUCUACCUCAGAGCAGGCCUCUGAUGCAGCUCCAAACGUCUCCAACAGCCAGCCCUCUGCAGCACCAGAGACGACUUCUAGUCUUCCCAGUGGCGGCACUGCUGGUACUUCAGCUGGAGAUGAUAUAAGAAGAACUGCAUCUAAUACAACACUGGAAACUGGCCCUCCGGCCAUGCCAAGGUUACCAUCGUGCUGCCCUCAGCAUUCUCCUUGUGGAGGACCUUCACAGACUCAUCAUGCAUUGGGGCACCCUCAUACAAGCUGCUUUCAGCAGCAUGGCCACCACUUUCAACAUCACCACCACCACCACCACAACCCUCACCCAGCUGUUCCACUAUCGCCUUCAUUCAGUGACUCCAGCUGCCCUGUGGAAAGGCCUCCUCCAGUGCCUGCACCGUGUGGAGCGAGCAGCAGUUCUGGCACCAGUUACCAUGACCAGCAGGCAUUGCCAGUAGACUUAAGCAGCAGUGGUAUAAGAAGUCAUGGAAGUGGUGCUUUUCAUGGAACAUCUGCUUUUGACCCCUGCUGUCCUGGUUCUUCGUCUCGAACUGCAAUUUAUGGGCAUCAGGCUGGUGCUGGCCCAAGCCAAUCAAUAACAAUAGACGGAUAUGGAUCAAGUAUGGUUGCGCAGCCACAGCCCCAACCUCCUCCUCAGGCAUCACUCUCUUCCUGUCGGCAUUAUAUGCAUUCUCCUUAUGCUUCUUUGACCAGACCUCUUCACCAUCAAGCUUCUGCAUGUCCUCACUCUCAUGGAAAUCCUCCUCCACAGCCACAACCUCCACCUCAAGUAGAUUAUGUUAUCCCUCAUCCAGUGCAUCCCUUCCAUCCUUCAAUCUCCUCUCAUGCAUCUUCUCAUCCUGUUCCACCUCCACCACCAACUCAUCCUUUAGCCAAUGCAACUGCUCCAAUACCACAGCAUCUUCCCGCAACACACCAGCCUAUAUCCCAUCACAUUCCUGCAACAGCACCUCCAGCACAAAGGCUACAUCCUCAUGAAGUGAUCCAGAGGAUGGAGGUCCAGAGAAGAAGAAUGAUGCAACACCCAACACGUGCUCAUGAACGGCCUCCUCCGCAUCCUCACAGAAUGCAUCCCAAUUACGGUCAUGGGCAUCACAUUCAUGUGCCUCAGACAAUGUCUUCCCAUCCUCGACAAGCUCCAGAGAGAUCUGCCUGGGAACUGGGAAUUGAAGCUGGUGUGACUGCAGCUACUUACCCUCCAGGGCCCUUGCAUCCUCACUUGGCCCACUACCAUGCACCUCCUCGACUUCAUCACUUGCAAAUAGGGGCUCUUCCUCUAAUGGUACCAGACAUGGCGGGCUACCCUCACAUCCGUUACAUUUCAUCGGGAUUGGAUGGAACAUCAUUCAGAGGCCCUUUCAGGGGAAAUUUUGAGGAGCUGAUUCACUUGGAGGAACGAUUAGGCAACGUUAAUCGUGGAGCAACACAGGGAACUAUAGAAAGAUGCACAUAUCCACAUAAAUACAAAAAGGUAACAACUGAUUGGUUCUCACAGAGGAAACUGCACUGCAAACAAGAUGGGGAGGAAGGAACAGAAGAAGACACAGAGGAAAAGUGUACCAUCUGUUUGUCUAUAUUGGAGGAAGGUGAAGAUGUCAGGCGCCUUCCAUGUAUGCACCUUUUCCACCAAGUUUGUGUAGAUCAGUGGUUGAUUACUAACAAGAAGUGCCCCAUUUGCAGAGUGGACAUUGAGGCUCAACUGCCUAGUGAAAGUUGACACCACUUUCCAGAACUCUUGUCCUCCCUCUCGCUCCCUCUCAUCCUUCCUGGUACUGCAGUCAACCAAAGAUGGCAUGACUUACCUGCGCAGAUUUGGAAGCAUUGAACCUAGAGUGCUGGCUCUGCUAUAUGGUACAACUAAUGCUAGACCUACAGUUUAUGUAGAAUACAGUUGAUUUUCAGUGUAUUUAUAAAACUUUUUUUUUUAGGUUUUACAUUUUUUCUUUUAAUUCAUUACUGUAUUUUUGCAUGGUUCCUUGUAUUGCAUUUGUUUGCACAUAUUAUGGGCUUUGUGACCCCAAACUUGCAGGCAAGAUUAGCUGCUUUAGUAAGUAGAAUUGUGUGGUCUCUUUUUUUUGGUUUGUUUUACAUAGUAUCGAACUUUGAAGGUAUGAUUUCACUCAUUACUAACCUCGGAUUCCUUAAUUUAAUCGAGCAUAUAUUUUAGUUGAAAUGUAUAAAGAUCAUCUAGAAAAGGAUAUUAUUAUGUAUUGAGACAUUCCUGAAUUAGGAAAAAAUGGCUGCUGUAUAUUUACAAUAUCAAUUCAGAAUCAGAUAACAUCCUUAAUACUGGGAACAGAAUAUGAACUAUAUUCAGUUUGACUGAUUACGUAUAGCAUACUCAUCACCAGAGUUUUUGUCUGAUCAGAUUUUUGUGUUCUUAAAAUUUCAGCACAAUGCAGAUAUAUUUGAAUGUCAAUAUUAAACAUUUAGACUGCUGUUCAGAUUGUAUUUAUCAUUUUCUUCCUAUGUCUAGAAAUUUGAAUCCCUAACUUAAAUAUUUGCUGCUGUUAAACAGCUCUAGUGAACACUAAAUGUUGAUUUCGGUUAGCUGGAUUGUAGAUACUUGCAGGUUGAAAGAAUUAUUAGGGAAAUGCAAAAAGAGCUUAGAAUUUGUUUGGUCUUCUGCUAACUUAAGUUGAAGUAUCUGCGCACAUUGAGGGUUUUUUUUGGUUUGUGGUUUUUUUGGGGUUUUGUUGGUUUUUUUUAAAUAUAAAACCAUUCAAUACGGACUUAGAGCUGCAGGGGUUUUGGUUUGGUUUUUUUUUCGGGGGGGGGGGGGGGGGGGGGGGGGGGAAGGGUUUGUUGUUUGGGGUUUUUUUGGCAGAUAUACAUGCAUUCGUAGAACUUCUAAGGAUUCCAGGCUUGUCUUGGGAUUUUUAUUAGUUUUAAAGUUAAUAAAGUUAGCUAAAUCCAUUUGUCUCUUGUUUUAUUUUUCAUUAGUAAAUUGAAAGCCUGUAAAUUUCUGUAGAACUUGAGACACAAAUUAUGUGGUUACCUAGUUUUUGCCUUGAUCAUAGAUUCCCUUUAUAAAUUACCAACAGUCCAUCACUGAUUUAAAUAUUUUCUAUAGUUAAGAUUUGCUGCAUAAUAUAGUAUAUAGAAUUAAGUUAUAAUGUACUAACAUUUCGCCUUUGGAGGAGGUUUUAAUCCACAUCAGGAUUCAAGUUGCUCAUCAACAUUCUUUCCUAUAUGAUAGAUUAUAGUUUAUUUAAAUGUGCUCAACAUUGCAAAAUGCAAAUGUGCAAAAACAUUGAGACAGUAUUACUGUCACUUUGGAAAAGAUGUUCCUCGGGGAUCAUUUAUGAACAUGUCAAUAAGCUUGCAUUAAGCCACCUGCUUUGUAAGUGGAUUGAAUAAUAAAUACCUUCAGUUUCUCUUGUCUUUGUCUUUCGUAAUCAGAUUAAGUGUAAAAUGGUUUACAGUAAACCUAGAAGAUGAAUUGUUAUGUUUACACUAAAAAAAAGUGAUUCAUUUAUAAAUAUUACUUUAUCUAAUUUGAUGCCUGUUUUUGUCUGGUUAAAGCUGCUUCCCUUUUAUAUAUAUUUUUUUUAUUAAUCUGUUAGGAGUAACAUUUGCCAGUGCAGUGUCUAUUUCUGGCAACAAACUUAACACCUCUGACACUGAGGCUUUAAGUGGAGAGAAAUUUUAUUCCAGCAUAUGUGAUAAACGGACGUUUUCAAGCUUAAUGGCAUUGCUGAAAUGGAACUUAAAACCACUUUGUGCUUGUAUGAUGGGGGAUAUGGGAGAGAGGCAACAUGCAAGUUGACUGCUUCAAAACCUGACGUGGUUUUAUGCUAAAGCUUCUUGAACUUUAUGUCUGUAGGAAACUGAAAGUGAGUAUGAAGUUGAAGCUGUCAUGGUAAAAAUGAAUAAAAGUAACUGGAAGGACUGAACAGACACUUCUUCAGUGACUGUUCAAAAGAAGGGAAGUUAGUUGACCACUGAUGCUUGAAGUCUGAUAAUACUCACUUUUAGAAGUUUCCAAGAAGGUACUUGAGAGACAUGGGACAAAAAAACCCAGGGCCUCUGAAAUAAUUGGGACCUUGUGUAUGUGAUAGAAUCUACGUCUAUUUUGGCUUCCUUACAGGACAAAGAAGCACAGGUUUGGGGGGAUUUAUUUUUUCUUUUUUUUUUCUUUUGUUUCUUUUUUUAAAUUUUAGGAAAUCUUACGCGCCUGAUUUGGGUGCCUGGUACUAGAGCUAUUUUAGUGGUCCAUGAAUUGACUUGUUUUAUAACUGCUACUGAUACUGUCUUGCUUUUAAAUGUAUGUAUAACAUUGUAAUGUGAUGUUGAACACUUAGGUAUUUGCCAGGAAUCACAGUGUUCUGAUCUUACAUGCUAUUGCGGGGCUAAUAAAGCUGCAGCCUACUUCUAUUUCAGAAGGUUGUGACUUAACCAUAAUUUAAGGGAAGGAAAAAGAAUAGGCUUUUGAUUUUGAAAACUUCCACCACUUACUGUGCUUUAUGUGCUUAGAUGCAUUGCCUUAAGUUUUCUGCAGCAUCUUUGACUUUGAAGAUAAGGUUCUCAACAGUAUGCAUCAAAUUACUUUUCAUAUAAAAUUCCAUUGUCAAAAGAAAUCCUUUUGUAUGCAAUAAAUAAAAUGUUAGACUGGUAUCAUUCAAAA